Dioscorea cayenensis subsp. rotundata (Guinea yam) is the source of this 3442-nucleotide messenger RNA. RefSeq names its product putative disease resistance RPP13-like protein 1. Gene Ontology annotation, biological process: defense response to other organism. Bases 1 to 1977 code for a protein of 658 amino acids. NCBI's taxonomy places the organism in Eukaryota, Viridiplantae, Streptophyta, Magnoliopsida, Dioscoreales, Dioscoreaceae. The record is from RefSeq and is a predicted model, not a curated record. The transcript is spliced from 6 exons.
AUGGUCUUCCAGUCGCAAUCAAAAGCUAUUGCCGGUGUUCUACUAACAAAAGACCGAAAUAAGAGAGAAUGGGAGAAUGUUCUUAAUAGCGAUGCAUGGACUAUUACUGGACUUCCAGAAGAGCUCCGUGGAGCAUUAUAUUUGAGCUAUGAUACUUUACCUUCUGCUCUUAAACAAUGUUUCCUCUAUUGUUCUCUUCAGCCGAAGAAUCAUGAAUUUGAUGUUGAUGAACUUGUUCUUGAAUGGAUUGCAGAAGGUUAUAUAAAACCAAGUGGAAAUUCAACAAUGGAAGAUGUUGCUAAAGACUAUUACAUGGAAUUAAUUAGGAGGAGUUUCUUACAACCUGAUUCAAAGUACGUUGAUAUGUCCAUAUGCACAAUCCAUGAUUUGUUGAGAGGUCUUGCUCAGGCUUUAGCAGGUGAUGAAAACUUUUUAGGAGAUCCACAAGAUGCACAGAAAGCUGAUUCAAUCAAAAAGUUACGUCGUCUGACAGUGUCAAGUGAAAGGGACAACGUGAGUAUUGAACAUCUUUAUUCCCUUAGAAAAUUAUCAUUAUCGACCCCUCCAAAUUUGAACACAUCAGUGAUUGGAAGCCUCAAGCAUUUGCGUCUAUUAAUCCUCAAUGGUGACAGGAUUGAGAAUAUCCCCGAUAGUAUUGGGGAUUUAGUACACUUGAGGCUUCUUAAUUUAUACAAUUCAAGGAUAUGUGAACUACCAGAAUCUUUGGGAAACCUCAUUAACUUACAAUUCUUGUUGCUAAGUUGUUGCAAAUCUUUGCACAUCCUUCCUAGAAGCAUAACUAAGCUAUGCAGUUUGAGGAGACUCAUUCUUCACAAAACACCUUUGAAUUAUGUGCCCAAAGGAAUAGGCAAAUUGGAGCAUCUUAAUUUUUUGACAGGAUUUGUCAUAGGAAACAAUGGUAUUAAUGAAGGCGAGGGAUGCGACCUAGAAGAGCUGCAAAAGCUUAAAAAUCUCAGUUACCUUGAAAUAGAGAACUUGGAGAAAGCAAGAGGUAAAAGUGCUUUAGUUCUUUCAAACAAGCCUAGUCUUAGAGAAUUGUAUCUUAGUUGCACACCCAAUAUUAGUGGGCAUGUUCAACAGCAAGAGAUGGACAAGAUUGUACAAGUCUUUGAUGAGCUUUCCCCUUCAAUAAGUCUUUUUGAUCUAACAAUUGCAAAUUAUUUUGGGGCUCGAUAUCCAAAGUGGAUGACGCCCACUUCAAUUAGUAUUGCUUUUCUUGAAUUAAGUUAUUUGAAACUUAUAAAUUGCUCCAAGUGCCCUCAGCUUCCCUCGUUUGGCCAACUACCUCAGCUCAAGUAUCUGAGGAUAGAAGGAGCAACUGCAGUAGUUUCAAUUGGCCCUGAAUUUCUAGGGAAUGGAGAACCUGCAGAAAGUGCCUUCCCCAAGCUUCAAUACUUAGAACUCAGCGACAUGGCUAACUGGGAGGAAUGGUCACUGAUCAGUGGAGAGGAAGACACCAAGCUUGAAUCUAGCAAUCUAUUGCUCUUUCCCCAUCUCAAGACAAUUGUCAUUAACCACUGCCCCAAGCUUAAAGCUCUUCCAAGAGGCUUGAAUCUCAUCCAAAAAUUGAAAAUUUUCAGAGCUCACAACCUUUCAAGGGUCUCUGAUCUCCGUGCCUUGAGAGAAUUGGUAGUUGUUGAUUGCCUAAUGCUGAAGUGUGUCGAGAAGCUUGAGUCUCUGCAGAACUUGAAGAUGAUGGAUGCAGUGGAUACGAAUCUCCCUGAGUGGCUCAUUUCUUUUCUCCAACAACACGAAAAGCUUCACGAUAAUCAAUUCCACUUGCAGUUGGAGUGCAGUGCCCAAGCAUUGAAGGGAUGUUUGAAAGGGCAUCCCUACUGGAAUUUCCUCCAGCAAGUGCCUCGGUUGGAAGCAUAUGCAGAGAACAAAAGUAUGUAUUUAAAGUACAUCAAGGAUCCAUUUUCCUACCAAACCAACGUUGAUGAAGAUAUCAACUGAUGAAGACGGGGAUGAAAGCCUGAAGUUUAAUGAGAUGCGGAGAUGCAUGACUGGAGGAAUGGUGGUAAACAUGUUUACAAAAAGAAAAUGUGAUACCAUGACCGACCUGCACACUAGUUUGAGAUUUCAAAUUACAUGGCUUCAAUUUGAGUUGAUGGUUUAUGCGGAUCAUGAAUUCCAUAUCUGUUCUUGCAAGAGCACAGAGAAGCAUGCUGCCAUGCUUUGGAGUUUCUUUCCUUCAUCAUGCUUUUUUUAAUUUUCAAUGAUCUAUGUGGAUAUGCUGGGUGAGCAAUGGCAUAACCAUCUGCUACAAUUCAGACUGACGAAAUUGAUUCAUUCACAAACUUCAUCUAUUCACACAAUUCCAACUUCUUCAGAAUCAGUGAACUAAUGAACCAAUCUUGGAGCCUGGAUUCUAGCUCAACAAUGAACAGAUUCAUGCGGAAGAUUUUAUAGAUGUGACAACAUGAGAACUUGCAAGCAUAUUGAAUUCUUAUUCAACCGAGUUACGUUAUUGAUUUUAACGGGAGGGCCAAAAAAGGAUGGGUUUACAUAUUUGUCUGGCAGGGACUUGAUGAAUAAACCUCAAAAUUGUUUGAGAAUGUUCUCUAAUCCUGCAAGGCAGGCAUGAGCAAUUAAAGACAUAACAAAGGGAUCAAAAUGUUCUUACUCAAAUUAACCAUUGUCCUCUGCUUUCCACCAUUACCAACAAAAAGAUGCAUCAAGAGCACUUGCGAAAAGUUUGGAGUGUUACAGUUCUUGAAUUAAUUUCCUUCUUUGAUUUUUUUUUUUUCUGAAUAGUUUGCUAAAGUUUCUCAGUGAUUAAAGUACAUAUCAAAAAAUGUAGUGGAGCAUGAUGAGGAUCAUUCUCUCAGUGUAUGCUACUCUGACAAAGCUUUGGGGGGACUUCUAUGUUUUUGCAAGGUCGUGGUUGGUUGUGAAUAUAUCGGCACAUCCUUCCUUGAGGCAAAACUAAGCUAUGCAAUCUACGGAGUCUCCAUCCAGAAGGCACACACUCCUUUGAAUUACGUCUGUAAGACAUCUUGUUAACCUAACAGGAUUUACGGUCAUAGAUGAAGGUAUUAACAAAGAUGUACAUGCCCGUGGUACAACGUAGCCCACACACAUGUGAGUGCAAAGACCAUCCACAGUUUGUGCUUACAGUUCUCAGGCGUGCACUCUCGCCAUGUUGAAUUGAUCUCUCACCAACUAUAAAGCAACUUCAUGAAGGACCCGAGCGCCAAUUUGUUAAAUAUGGGCUUGAUAUGCUAGGGAUGUGAUUUGAUCAUUGGUAUAGGGUUAUGUUUGUUGUGUAAUGAAAGAAAGACGGAGAGAUGGAGAGGGUGAGCUCUAUUGUAUUUAGAGAGUAGAAAGAUUGAAGAAUGUGUAAAGGAGUGCUCUUGUUCUUUUUUGAUUUCAUUAAAGCAAGGUAAGAUCUUUGUUUUUGAGAUAAGGUUAGUUUUUA